Pyrenophora tritici-repentis Pt-1C-BFP is the source of this 1134-nucleotide messenger RNA. RefSeq lists its product as uncharacterized. The record is from RefSeq and is a predicted model, not a curated record. Gene Ontology annotation, molecular function: protein binding. Lineage: Eukaryota; Fungi; Ascomycota; Dothideomycetes; Pleosporales; Pleosporaceae.
AUGGAAGAUCGGGCGUCACAGCUGAACGACAACGGAGUUUAUCUUAUGAGAUUGUACCGCGAAACGAACAAUAUAGCUUACCUAGAAGAAGCUACUCAGACAGCACGGGAGGCUGUAUAUUCAACCGCAGAAGAUUCUCCAAACCGACCAGCCCACUUGAGCAGCCUUGGUACCUGCCUUGAAUCACAAUACGUGGAAUCAUCCAAUAUCGAUACCCUAAAUGAGGCCAUCGAAGUGUCAGCUUUGGCAUUCAACUUGGCACCACAGGACGAUCCAAAUUGGGCGGCUAUAUCAGAUAACCUUGGAACAACGCUUCUUCGCCGACAUAAGCGAACAGGAAAACUGGAUGAUCUAGAUGCUGCCAUCAAAGCAUCGCAGCAGGCUUUCAACUCAAAUGCAGGUGACGAUCUGCGACGGGGAAUCACAUCUUCAAACCUCGGGGGUCAGCUCGAAAUUCGACAAACGGGCAAUGAGUCUAUCCUGGAAAAAGCUAUCAAUGCAACCCGGGAUGCCCUCCACUUGACAAACGACAGUUGCCCAGAUCGAAUAGGCUGGUUGAGCAACCUUGGAAAUAGGCUCGCAACCCAAUAUGAGCAUAACGACGAUAUGCAAAGCCUAGACGAAGCUAUAAGAAUAACAGGCGAGGCAGCCCGAUCAAUCAAAUCCGACCAUACAGAUCAGGCAUUAAUAUCCAGGAACCUCGGACACGGGUUGGAAACCCGAUAUCAGCGAACAAACGACAAUUUCGACUGGGAAAACGCCAGGAAUGCAUUUCAAAUUGCCUGGGACUGCACAGCCGGUAUCCCUUCACGUCGCGUCGAAGUUGCUGCUCGUCUAAUGAACAUUAUGGGGUUGCAAGAAGAAUUUGAUCGUGCUGCAACGCUUGCUGUGGAAGGUAUCGACCUCCUUCCAACCAUCUCGAACAGGUCUCUCCAACGCAGUGACCAGCAGUAUGCCGUGUCGCAUUUCUCGGGACUCGCCACCUCGGCAUGCUCGAUUUAUCUCAGACUUGGUUUGCCAGAGAAGGCGCUGGAAAUUCUUGAGAGAGGGCGGACGGUCAUUCUCAAUCAACUCAUCGGCGACCGAAGCGACAUCUUGUCACGGUUUGGGGUCUCUCCUGCUCUGCUCCUGUAG